UGAAGUAUAUACAAAUCAAAUAACGGCAUAUGAAUCAGGAUAGUUUCUGGGGGGGAAUCUAAAUUCAAUGUAGAAAAAAAAAUAGGGAAGUCAUCAUUGGACCGAAGUCUAAAAACAAAAGUAUCAGUUAACCUAUGGGCGGCGUGGCGGACAGCAGAUUGCAAUUGUUCUCAAGUUGUAAACAAUUCUGGGGUAAACAGAAGGGCAGUUGUACAAUACUGAAUGAAUCAGUUUUUAAUGCCGAGGUGGAAGAACUAUCUCACAGUUUGCUUAAUUUUGCACGGUGACCGGGGAAAGAGUUCAGCGUGCUAUUAUUGCUAUGUGUUUGUGCGUUGUAAAAUUCCUGCUGGAGGUGUGUAGGUUUGAACUGUGAUUUUCCCGCGGAAAUGAGGCGAAUGUGAUCCGAUACAAAAGUUGUAGAAGGACGUUAUAUUGAAGUGGCAAUGGGGAGGAAGAGGAAGGCGAAAAGGCUUGAGGACAAUCAAGGAAUUCACCCUGUCACCGCUGAUUUAAACCAUGAAAUGAAAUCUGUCAAGAAUGUGCAGAGCUGUGGCAAUAACAUACACAGACCUGGCACGAGUGUACAUAGCCCUGCCACGAAUGUUUCCUUCCAGCAACCGAUCGCGCCGGCAAAUCCGAAGAAGAAAAAGAAGCCAAAGCAGAAAACGCAAGUCACCGGGAAGAAUAUUCAGCAGCUGGCAACACAGUCUGCUCACACACCGAUGUUCCAGUCAUUGGUGCCAUAUCCUCCUUCGUCAGUAUUUGCGCCUUUCACAUCUGGAGGAGCAGGUAUAGCUGGAAAUUACAUGGAAGUGCCUAUGGGGAAGAAAAAGAAGAAGAAACCAAAGAGACUUAAGGGAAUUCACCCUGUCACCGCUAACUUCAACCAUGUAAUGAAAUCUGGGAAGAACGGACCAAGCUCUGGUACGAAUGUGUGUGCCCAGCGACCAAUAGUGCAGCAAAAUCCAAAUAAGAAUCAGCAGGUAAAGCCAACGAACAACACUCAGCCCACUGGGAAGAAUAUUCGGCAGCUGGCAUUGAAGUCAGCUCACACACCAGUGCUUCAGUCUAAGGAAAAAGCACAGCCCCCUGGGAAGAAUUUUCCACAGUUGGCAUCACAGUCACAUCACACACCUGUAAUGCAGUCUUCAGUGUCAUGCCAAAAUUCAUCAGCAACUGUGCCGAGCACAUCUGGAGCCGCAGGAAAUGCAGCAGCCCCGAAACAAGGGACAGAUGUGGACCUUACAGAUGAUGUGAUAGUGGUGGAAUAUACAAAAGAGGUGGUACUUGUGGACCUUACGAAUGAUGACACAGAGGAGGACAGUACAAAGGAAAGGACAGAGGUGGAUAGUACAAAUGAAAGGAGUGAGGUGGGCAGUAUGAAUGAAAGGACAGAGGUGGUCAAUUCAAAUGAAAGGACAGAGGUGGACAGUAGGAAUGAAAGGACAGAGGUGGACAGUAGGAAUGAAAGGACAGAGGUGGACAGUAGGAAUGAAAGGACAGAGGUGGACAGUAGGAAUGAAGUGAUAGAGGUGGACAGUAUGAAUGCUGCCUGCUUACUCACUGCAAGACCCAGUAUUCUGUCAGAUACCAAACCCGACACCUGGCAUAAAGUUACCGUGAAAGAAACUGUGGAUGACAGAAUAGCUGUUCUUAAUGCCAUCAACCGGCACAUUUCUCCGCUGAGGCUUAUUCCAUAUUUUUUUCACAUGGAAGAUGGACAUACAACAUUCCUAGUGAAUAACUGCAGUACUUCCCUCAUUGCAUUGUUCAAAAAGAACCUUAAAGUGCCAUACAUGUCUACUGAGAUUGAAUUGAAAGUCCAGCUUCAUGCCAAGAAAAUGAACCUCUCUGCAAUUUUGCAGAGAAUUAUUAGUAAAAGGCUCAGUUCUGAGAAAACAGUUUUAGACCUCUCAUACCUGGCUAGCAUACCUGAAUUUCAGCAAGUGAUGUACGACCCAUCAGAUACCUCUCAUUUACAGCAGCAGUUGCUGAAAAUGGCACAGGAAAUGGCCCCGAACCUCGUCAGCCUCAGUCUGGCAGGAAACGAGCUGUUGUCGCUGAAGCAUCUCGCCGGUCUCUUUGUUAAAAAUAGCAAAUGGAAGUCAAUAAAAGUAAUUGAUGUGACUGACAACAAGUUUAAGACAUUUUCUGAACUGGUGAUCUUCAAGUCUUUACCUGUCACGGAAUUGUACUUGCAUAAAAAUCCUUUCUGUGGGAAUUAUAGAGAAGAACAGACUUACACAAGCGUUGUCAGAGCGAACUUCCCCCAUCUCAUUAAAUUGUACCUGCUACAUGGGGCCCCCAACACAAUAUGGAUUCCCGAGGUGGACCUCAGAGAUGGGACUUACGUCCAGAGUGUGUUGCACUUGCCACAGUGGCGGCCGAAUUACAUUUUGUGGAGCAGCCACGGUAACUCAGCUGAGCUGGCUGACCAGUUUAUUGAGCACUUUUUCACACUGUACGAUAGUGAAGAUCGGACUUGGCUUUGGGAUCUGUACCAUGAGGAUGCCUACUUCUCUCUCUCUAGCACGUAUCUUCCUGGACAGAGCACGGCAACCAGUGCGAGGCUGAGCUCCUACCUAACAGAGUGCCGUAAUCUCUUACACAAAUCUAAUAAACAGAAACUUCAGGCCGCACUGUGCCAUGGCACGGAGAGCGUUCUCGCAAAACUUGAGAAGCUGCCACGGACUCAACACGACCCGUACUCCUUCAGUGUGGAUCUCCUACAUCAUUCUGACACAAGUGCUAUAUUGACUGUUACAGGUGUCUUCAGAGAGCAAAACCGAAUACAAGACAUAUCACCUCGACAUUUUAUGCGCACCUUUGUCCUCGUCAGUUUAGCAAAUAACGAAUACCAGAUAAUUAAUGACAUCAUGUAUGUAACAAAUGCGGCAACCGCAGAGGCAGAGGAUGCAUUUAGGUACAUGAAGCCAUGUACAAACCAAAAGAAAAUUACACCACUGAAACGAAUAACGCAAGUGACGGAGUGUGAGAAAAAUUCCAUGAUACAAGAGUAUUCACAAAUUACUAACAUGACAAUUCCUUGGUCACGCACGUGCCUGAAUUUGGCGGGCUGGAACCUAAAAGAAGCCCUUGAGAAAUUUAUGGAACUGUACAAAAUGGGCAAAAUUCCAGCAAAAAGAUUCAAUAAAUCAAAAACAGCAGCAAAAUUUUAAAAGCGAGAAAUCUUUUGACCCUCAUCAAGUAAAUGUGUCUGUAUAGUGUCUGAAGUAGCUACUGAGUAACAUUGCAUCCUUUGUGAAACUGCACCAGCACUAUUGCAGAAAAAGCUGAUGCAAGUUAGUUUUGUGAGUGGUCAGCGAAGGUGCAUCAGCAGCAAAAAGUGUACUGAGAGCAGUCAAAAAAUCAAGUUAAGAAAACUCUUAAAUUAUGAGACGGAGUUGCUUGGCAGUGCUGAGGUUGUGAAAUAUUUAAUAUUGCUGACACGCGCACGCGCACACACACACACACACACACACACACACACACACACACACACACACACAAAUAAAAGUUUGUGGCACUGUACACGCUUUUGGAAUUAAUGGGGAAUUAUUAGUUCCUUGGGAACUCAAGACAGCUAGGUGGGGGAAAAUUACAAAAAAGACCAGCUCACUCAAGACACCCAGGUGAGAUGCAUGACCAGGAACGGGGAUGUAUCUUCAGUGUUCAACUGAGACACUCUUUAUCUAGGUAAGGAAUGUUGUGGCAGAAUGUAAAUAAUUUAGGAGCAAAGGAUACAACUCACCAAGUAGUAGAAGUGUUGAGUCAUUAGGCACACGAGAGAGAAUGAAAACUUUGCUAGCUAUUGAAACAUCCUUUAAUGAGCUGGAUCAGGGAGUUGUAAUGGGUAGGGUGGGUGGAGGGAGAAGGGACUGGAAAGUGGGAGGAGGCGUCGCGAAAGGUUGCCUGACAGCUCAGAGGUAGGCAGCGCCUGUGUAGGAUAAGAGUGAGAAACACUGGCAGUGAUACCAGUGACUUGGAGGAGUAGAUUAGAAGGGGUGACAGGGCGGAGGAAGGGGAAACUGUCGGGUAGAGGAUGUGGGUGCAGUGAAAUAGCGGAGAUUAUGGAAUUACGGGGACAGAGGAUGUGUCGCAAAGAUAACUUCCAUCUGUGUAGUUCAGAAGCAAGAGCAGAGUUGACCACCCAGCAGUGGAAAACUAUGCUGACCACAACACACUUUAGUUCAAUCGCUGCUUCACAACCAUCGCUUCCUCCUGGCACCAGUUUUUUUGAACUACAAAUAUGGAAGUUAUCUUUGCAACACAUCCUUCAUUCCAUAAUCCCCCUGGCCUCAAUCUCCCCUAUCUCAAUGCUCACACUGCCUCUACCCAACAAGCUCUGUCCUAUCAACCCUCCCAAUCCUCUCCUCCACAUCAUCGGCAUCAUCCACCCCACCAACUCACUCGCUUCCAGCGUCCGUGUGUCUCAUUCCCAUCUCCACCCUUGCGUCAGCCAUCCUUCCCCAACCCUCCUCGCACUUUCCAUCCCUUUCGUCCGUCUGCCUGUUCCACUCAACACAACGCUUCACUCUAGUCUACCUGCCAAUCUGCAGCCCAAUACUGUGAUUUCAGUCAACUGGCACAAUAUGUGAGGGAAGGGAGGAGGGGAGGGUUGUCCGAAAGCUAGUAGUGUUUUCAUUCUUUUUUGUGUGCCUGUCAAUGACUCAAUGCCUGUGUGAUUCAGUGAGUUGUCUCCUUUCCUCCUAAAUUAUUUACAUCUCUCUUCAACUAACUUUGACCAGUGUGCCUUGCUAAUGCCAGUGGACAUCCAACUUUCAGUAACUCCAUGGUGGACGUAGCUCUGAUAACAGACUUUCCCUCACAGCAGAUAAAAUCAGUAGAGCCGUUAAGCUCACAAUUUACACUAAAUUGCAGUAAGACAACACAAGUCUUAAGACAACUCAAGUUUAUUAACCAAAUACUGGUGUCAUCUGACGUCGCUUUGGCUUUGUAACUUACAGAACUAAAGUAUCAUUGAUUGUUCUACAAUAUUAAUUUGUUACAUAGACUAUUCAUAUCAUUAAAUUGUAUUUUAUAAAUAUGAAGUCCACAGUAGGAGGCCUUCCAGUCGUGUUUCUGCGGUGUCCCGGAACCGGGCAGCUACAAGAUGCGUAUGCCUGUCUGUCGUUUGUAACUCGGCCAUAUGCUGUCGUUUCUCAGACACCUGGGGAUCUCUGAAACAUCACCCAAACAAACUACUAACAGUAGCUGUUCCUGCAUAAAAUUAUUCAACAGUUAAUUACUCAGAACAGUUCUGAAGUUAACUUACUGCAAAUCGACCUCUGUUGUAUAUUAUUUCUGUGUCGUGUGUCAUGCAAUUUGCAACCUAAUUUACACACAAUUGUUUCAUGACUCCCUCUCAUCCUGCAGCGUGAUUUGUUCUCCCUUUCUGAUCUCCCACAACUUAUUUCUCUCUCCUGCCCCAAGGUAGUAUCUAAUACUUCUGAAAGCUAGCAUAGUGCUGUGGACAUUUUCUUUUAUACAUGUGUAUCAACAACACUGAAUAUUUCACAUCCUGAAAGUAAAUACCAGCUAGCAUUUGUGUCUGAUACUUUAAUGUAAUGUUCAUUGUAUUGUAUGUAAAUAAACGGUUUCUUAUGUGAAAUCAGGCUGAAAACAAAAUCUUGAAUCAGCUAUAUUUAUUUUGUCUGUGUACAUACAAUGCAUGGCUCCCAGGAGUCUCUGUGAUAUGGAAGACAAUAAAAUCUGAAAUGUUAUGUUGCUAA
Messenger RNA from Schistocerca piceifrons (Central American locust), 5732 nucleotides. Its product is annotated as nuclear RNA export factor 1-like. Gene Ontology annotation, molecular function: RNA binding; protein binding. The record is from RefSeq and is a predicted model, not a curated record. Gene Ontology annotation, cellular component: nucleus. NCBI's taxonomy places the organism in Eukaryota, Metazoa, Arthropoda, Insecta, Orthoptera, Acrididae. The coding region runs from base 444 to 3179 and encodes 911 amino acids. Gene Ontology annotation, biological process: poly(A)+ mRNA export from nucleus. The transcript is spliced from 17 exons.